UUGGGCUGUGGGAUUUCCUGCCAUUGUAAUUACCUUUCAUUGAUAUUUGUACUUCUAUUAUUUCUUACUAUAUAAUGGACAUUAUUAUUAUUCUUAUAUGGCACAGGCUAGUCGAUGCUCAACAACUUGGGAUUAGACCUAGGUCAAUAGAACAUCUCGUACACCCCGUAAUUUACUGCUCUCAAAGAUUGCAUUUUGCUUUGAACUAGGUCUGACCUAAUUCCAGGCCAACCUUUGAAACAACCAAGGGACGAAUUUUUUUUUUGGCCAUGGAAUCCCAUAGAGGAGUUAUGCACAUGCCCAAAUUUGCCAAUGUUUUCUCAAAGGUAGGUGCCUUCAUAUAUUGCGGUAAAAUGACAAUAUAGUUUGUCAUUCAAAGAGGCCCUUAUAAAUGUGAAAUGAACUGCAAAUCAAGAUGCUGGUCGAUCUGGGUGCUCUCUAGAGGAAUGUUGUGUGGCUGGUGGUGAAGCAUUGGUUGCAAGGCCCAGUAGGAUUCCAACUACGUGAUGCAUUGAUGAUCCUUGCUUGGGGUCUUGAUGGCAGCAUGACAAACCCAACUUCAACACCAACUCCAUCUCUAUUUGCUUAUAUUCUCCAACAAUACGAGUAUCUACGGCCUUGAGCAGCGUCCCCACUACAUGUAACCCAUGGUCCACAAGCAACACUUCAUCUUCUGCUCUCCACCUCUCAAUUGGCUUUCGUCCACAGGUCACCUCUAGCACCACCACCCCAAUGCUAUACACAUCACUAGCCACCGUAGGUGUAGGAAGGCGAGCCAACUCUUGCACAAGGUACCCCAACAUGCCCACCACCAUCGUGGUAUCUGGGGCUUGCCCGUGCUUGUAUAGCUUUGCCAAACCAAAUCUCCGAGCUGAACCCUCAGCUCAGUCUCUAGCAGCACAUUGCUAGACUUGAUGACUCGGUGUAGCACCUGUUGCUCCCAGCCCUCGUAUACGUACAGAAGCCCCUCGGCCAGGUCUGUUAGGAUUUGGAGCCUAGCUGCCCACCGUAGUGGCUCUGGGGGCGAGUCAAAUAUCCAUCGGUUGAGGCUUCCAUUGGGCAUGAAAUUAUAGACUAGAAGAAAUUGGCUGGCACAUUGGCACCACCCCCAUAACUGGACUAGCCUCUGGUCCCCAUGCUCCAGAUCUCGGCCAAUAACUCUUGCCUCCCCUGCUUAGAGGUUUAUGAUAUGCACUUAACCACGACCUCAUCUCCUGAUAUGGGUAGCACUCCUUUGUACCCUUGGCCGAGACCUCCUGCACCCAAAAAUCCCUCCUUUGUGAACCCAUUUGUCGCCUGGUAUAGGUUGUCAUAGGGGAUCCUGUGUGACCAAUACUCCCCCUUUGACUCCUCUGCCUCCUCAUCCACUGCUGAACUCCCUCGCCAAAAAACAGCUGGUGAAUGAUUCUGAUGGCCACAUGGACGAAUACUAUGACGCAAACAAAUGUGAUUCCUUCUAUCAAUGCUGUGGAUCGGGUUGAGGAGAAGUCUGCCUGGGAGAAGGCUGGGAGGUUAGAGGUGUCAAGUGGUCUAGCAGGGUCGGUGGUACUAAGGCUCCAUGCAAGAAUCCGUUUCCGCUCAAUGUAUUCCCCCUACAAGUCUAUGAAAACAUAAAAAAUCUUGCCAGAAAUGAUUUCAUGGAGCUUGCUGCUAUGGUAUGAGAGGAGCGGACAGGCCGGAUGGGGCAGGCCAGGAUUGUGAUCGUGACAUAUAUUGUGAGAUUGGGACCAUCUAAGUCGAUCUAGGCCUGGAUAUUCCGUCCAGAGUGCAUGUCUAGUGGCUGGAAUCCUACUGUGGAGUUCCAGAAUCCAGCAGCUGCAGGUGUAGGUUGUGUGACUCUGUAGUUGGACGAGAGGUAGAUGGUGACAUGGUUGUCACCUUCAUUGAUCUUCUUGUAUAAGUAGUGACCGAAUUGGGCUUGAUAAGGCUUUGGAAAUUGGGGAUGAUUUCCUCUUCAAUGGCUUCAAGCAUGGCGACUUGCCCCUCUUCAAUGAUGCUCGCCUUUGACAACCUCACCCUCCUCACUCCUGAUUCCAAAUAUUCCUCCUCUACUAAAAGUAUCUGUAUACCCUCACCUCUCCCCAUCAAAUGGAGUAAUUCUACCAAGUCGUCCUCCACCUUCAUCUUCUCCACCCUGCCCUGCAACUCCACCAGCCGUUCCUUUGCCUGGCCUUCAUUCUCUCUGUUCCCACUGGGACACCCGAUGUUCUCUGGCCAUUAUGAUCCCUUCCUUGACCCGAAAAUCAAUUUUGACCUUUGAUUAUGAAAUUUGAAUUUUCAAAACUGGUGCAGAUUUGGUAGAUCACUAAACAAUUGAAAAUUAAAAAUGUAAGUAAUUUAUAUUAUAAUACAUUAUUUUUAGGGCUCAAAAUUUAAUAAGCUUACAACGACGCUAUUUUGGCUAUAUUUUGACUAGAUUUCAUUCCCUGUUAGUGAGAUUACCUUAAUUUAUUGGCCCUACAAACUUUGAUUGCGAUUGAUUGGAGUUCCGGGAAUUCUCACAGUCACAAUCUUGUUUAAUAGAUAUUUUGCUUUGGCCAAGCUCCUAUUGUAGCAUACGAUUAAUACUCUCAACUUGUGUUCCAAAAACGUCUAACGGUGCCAAGGUGGCUUGGGGGUUCCAGGCCGCCCAACACCUAGGUGGGACUGGCCACCCAGAAUGUGGGCAGCCCAGGUAGAGUAAAAAGCAUAGGAGGUUGUCUAAUUCAAUUGUUUUAGGGUUGGACACUGUUUGAAAACCAAAAGAGGCAUAUUGAAACAUAUCACACAUCAAUAAUACAUAAUAUAUAAUCUAUCCAUAGUUCAUUACGCCCUUUGUUUGGAUCGAUUUCUUGAAAUAUUGAAUAGUCCUUUGAUCCUAUGGAAAUCACAAAAUUUCAAUUAUUUAUUUCAAUUAUUUUGAAGUUUUUCUCUCUUUAGAAGGGUUCAAUUGGGGUUUAGAUUCGAUAUGAACAUAACACCCUUUUUUGAGAAGCUUAAACUUAAAAAAAAACAAAAAAAAUCAAAUGCCCCUUGAUUUUGACAUCACUAUGACCGUAAGGACCAUAUUAUAUAGGCCCUCGGUAAAUGUUCCCUGAUUAUUUCUCGAAGUCCGUGUGUUGACUUUCAUGUAGAAUGGUUCCUUCAGUGUGAGGGCAAAUGAUCCAAAUUAAUUAAUUUGAUCCUACCCUUCUCCCUCAAUUUAAACAUUCAAAAUCUAAUAUGACACCAAGGAACAAGUUGUGGCCUCUUCAGUGCCCUGGGGGCUCUGUAACAAGUGUUGGUUGACCUUUUGCAUGUUUACGCUUUUCCAAGACAACACAUCUCCACAAAGCACAUCUUUUUUCUCUCUCAAUCAUCUAAGCAUCUGCAAAUUCUUGGUUUAUUUCUCUUCAUAUUUGGGAUUGAUCCAUCUUUCUUUUCUCAAUGGCAACAAAGAAGGUAUGCCGCCCUUUUCUCCUCCUCUUCUUCGCUAGCUAUGCUGCAGGAGGGGUCCUCUUCUCAACACUCAAGCCUACUCUUGUGGUUCAAGCAUCACCCAGAGCUGGAAGUGUUCUAAACGUGGGUGAGGAUCGCAUAACCGUGACAUGGUCCUUGAACCAGUCUUUCCCCAAAGGAAUGGACCAACAAUAUAAGAAAAUAAAGGUGAAGCUUUGUUAUGCACCUAUUAGCCAAAAGGACAGGGCAUGGAGGAAGACUGUGGAUGAUAUCAAGAAAGAUAAGACAUGCCAAUUCAAGAUAGCAGCGCAACCCUACAACUCAACAGCCACUGUCGCAUGGCUCAUAGAGAGAGACACACCCACUGCUACUUAUUUCAUUAGAACUUAUGCCUUAGAUUCUCAAGAUAAUGAAGUGACCUAUGGCCAGACCACCAACAAGAACAAGACCACUAAUCUCUUUGUGAUUCAAGGGAUUAGUGGCAGACAGGCUUCUCUCGAUGUAGCAGCUGCGGUCUUCUCAGUCUUCUCGGUGUUCUCUCUCUUCGCUUUCUUCAUUAGGGAGAAGUGGGCGGCCAAGCGCGUGCAAAGGAAGUGAGAGAGCUGAAGGGAUCCUAUGAAUUAGGGGUGUUUGUAAAAUUUUGCUGGUUUUCUUUUUUUCACUUCAUGGAGAUAGAGAGAGGUCUGGUUCGUUGGUUAACAGAGUUUGAGAGACGUGCUUUAAAUAAAUCAGACCUCGGUCGCUACAAUAGUCUCUCUCUCUCAAAUCUAGUACCCUUUCUAACUCGGAGAUGGCUCAAAACUAAUGAUU
Messenger RNA from Amborella trichopoda, 4227 nucleotides. RefSeq names its product high-affinity nitrate transporter 3.1. Gene Ontology annotation, biological process: response to nitrate; nitrate transmembrane transport. NCBI's taxonomy places the organism in Eukaryota, Viridiplantae, Streptophyta, Magnoliopsida, Amborellales, Amborellaceae. Gene Ontology annotation, molecular function: nitrate transmembrane transporter activity. Gene Ontology annotation, cellular component: plasma membrane. The record is from RefSeq and is a predicted model, not a curated record.